CGCGUGCAUGACACUGGCAAAGACGGUAGCAUUCAGCACUGACCACAAUGGCAAAGUUCCUGACGCACGAUCAGAUAAAUGAGUUCAAGGAAUGCUUCUCACUGUAUGACAAGAAGCACAAGGGUAAAAUCGAAGCGAAAGACCUGAUCACAGUUAUGCGCUGCCUAGGAGCCUGUCCAACCUUCACUGAGAUAGACAGACACCUGCAGAGCCACACAAUAGACAAGGCUGGGGAGCUGGACUUCUCCACGUUCCUCAGCAUCAUGCACCGUCAGCACCAGCAGGAGCAGCCCUGCCAGGAGAUCCUGGAGGCCAUGAAGAUGACAGACAAGCAGAGGAGGGGCUUCAUCCUGGCGCCAGAGCUGAGGGCCAAGCUCACCGGACUGGGGGAGAAACUCACCGACCAGGAGGUGGACGACAUGCUAAAGGAGGCGGGUGUCGGAACUGAUGGGCGAAUCAACUAUGAGGAGUUUGCCAAGGCAGUGACCCGACCAUCAGCAAAGUAUUGACCGAACGACAGGCAGGACAAACCUCAAGUCUCUACUGAAGACACACUGUGUGCUAACUGGGUAGAAUUGUCUGUGUUAAAGUAUAUAUGUAAAACAAGACUUGCAUGUUAAACAUAAUCCUUUUGUGCCUGGUUUAAACUAAAACAAUUUAUAUGUACAACUAGAAAAGGUACAGUAUCUGUUUCACAGAUAUUCAUAAAGGGACUGUGUUGUUUGGAUUUUAACUAUGAAAUGUAGCACAAGUUCCUAUGAUCACAUCACCGCCCUUUAAGAGGGACCUUAAUGAUCAACUCAUCUGUUAACACAGACUGUCAACACAUCAGAGUACACAUAAAUAUAUCUGCUUUAGGUCCUGUUUGUCAUGUUUCUAGGGGUUGCACUGCCAUCUGGUGUCUCACCAUGUGCACUGCAAGUAUACUACAGGCCAGUCCCACACCUUGUCACAGGUGAAGAGAGCCUCAUGCCUGGAGAGGUCUGAUAUCCCUCAAGCAUUCCAACUAAACUUACGAAUAAAGGACAGUCAUGGAGUAAUAUGGAAGAUUUUGUUUGCCCUAGUUUUUACACAUUUCUUUCAUUUGUAUAUUUCAUCUUAUGAUUUGUAAUAUAAAUAUGACCCUUUGGCCCCAAACAAUUCAUUAUUACUAGCAGGCCAUCUGAGAUUUACAUUUAGUCAUUUAGCAGACGCUCCUAUCCAGAGAGAUUUAAAGAGGUCCAUCCAUAGACACCUCAACUCUGGGACAUUUCCAUUUUGAGAUCAGAGCAGUGGUCAUAUGAAUCAUUUUGUGUUUUAACUGAGGUCCGAAACUCUGAUAGCUCAUGUGCAGCGGCUGGCCUGAUGAGCAGCGUAGCAGAACAACAACAGACCCUGGAGUGGGUCAUACACACGCUGCUGCUGGGGGCUGUCAUGAUUAUGAACUCUGGCUUUGUCAGGAUGCUAAUGUGUAGGAUGAGCUGUCAAGCCACAAAAGAUUGUAAUUAUACAGUGAAUUAUUUGUAUUUAUUGUGAUACAAUGGAUUAUCUUUCUGCUGUCAAUGUCGGAAAUAGCUAGAACUGUUAUUUUACAGUAUCGGCUAGAAAUAUUCAGAAAAACACAUUCCUUGACAAGAAAAUGACUUAUUUAAACAAACCCAAUUCAUGGUCUAAGAUACAUUAUUGUUGGUUAGAUGAGAAAUUGGCUUAAGGCGUUAAAGCUUAAUUUGCAAGGUCCAAUGACUACAUUGAUUACACCACAAUUUCUCCACGAUUUGUCUCAUUUUUCUUGUCAAGCAUAUGAGUUUUCAGAUGAACGAUUCCUUGCCUUAAUAGCCCAUGGCAUGUUCCUGCACUUUUGGUAGUGUGUACACGUUAUGUAUUGUACAGAUGAAAUUGUAUAAUCUACGUGUAAUAGACAUGACUUAAUAUUGUCCACUAACCCUUUCGAGAUGUCACGUGUAUUGGUGGACUAAGUUACAGUGAUUCCUUUAUUUGCAUGUUUGUGCGUGAAUAUCCAUGGUAGUGAUACACAUGAGCAGGUAGUCUACAACGCAUCACAGCGUGUUGUAUUGAGUCAUAAAACCAAACGCUG
Messenger RNA from Hypomesus transpacificus, 2074 nucleotides. RefSeq names its product calmodulin-like 4b (gene calml4b). The coding region runs from base 48 to 509 and encodes 153 amino acids. Gene Ontology annotation, molecular function: calcium ion binding. The record is from RefSeq and is a predicted model, not a curated record. Lineage: Eukaryota; Metazoa; Chordata; Actinopteri; Osmeriformes; Osmeridae. Gene Ontology annotation, cellular component: myosin II complex. The transcript is spliced from 5 exons.